AUGGAACUGAACCCUGAAACCAUACAUACGGUCAUUCACCCUACGGCAGUGUUAAAGAGAACCACAGUCCCGCCAUCUCAGCCUACGUCGAAGGCCCUCUCGCCCCUCCCCGCAGACAUCGCCUGGGAUCUCUCUCAACUGAACCCCAAGAACCGUAUCGAUAGUCUCGCGCCUCUAGCCACCCCUAACUGGAGGAUCGAUGGCUGCACAUCAUGGGGUUCCCAAUACUAUGCCACGCCUCUUUUCAUGGCGUCUGUGCCCCCCAUGAGAAUUGACGUCUUCGUUCCCGACCUGUCCCUUCAGACACGUCUCGUCCGAGACGUACUUGAGCUGGAUCAGGCUUUCCACAUGAAAGAUCGAGUCAGAGUUUCUCGACUCGCGGUAUCGAUGCACAUACUCCGACGACUCCAGAACUGGACCAUGACUAUCGGCGGAGCCGAUCAGGAGUUCACCAACGAUGACGGACCAACGCGUCGUCGUACUCACUCCGAACGACUCGAGUAUGCAGAAAAGUACCUGUGCCAUCUCCCGUUUGGUUCCCGCAUCGUUUUCGAUUCUCUCUCUCUGGACAUCAAACAGAUAGACAUUACAGUCGUCCCAACCUUUGCUCUGGAAGUUUACCAUUUCUCUGUGCGACAAUUCGAGGCUGCUUGGGGACAUGAUGUCACACUCCCGCCUUGUGUCCACAUUACGCAGGUGCAGCUUGUUGAGCAAAUACACGACAGCACAUCUAUCGUGCGGAUCGACGGCCAGUCUUAUAUCUUCAAGGCUCUGACAAGCUUUCCAAAGUACCUGUACCACGAGUUACGAAUCCUACUCACCACCGAACCGCACCCAAACAUCAUGUCUCGUCCUGUCCACCUGGUCACAAAACGGACGAGGUUCGGAGGAAAGAACGCUGUGCUCGGCUUCACGUUGGAGCUGCAUCGGCACGGUACAUUGCGUGAUAUUGUGCCGUUCCUCAGUUCCAGUAACGCCCUGACGAUCGAAGAACAGUUCAAGUGGGCAUAUCAAAUCACUUCAGCUGUGUUUCAUUUCAGAGAAACCUCGGGCACAUUCUAUCCCGACCUUCGACUGGACAACAUAGUGCUGUCUGAAUCCAGAGAUGCCAUUAUGGUCGACUUUGAGCAGCGCGGUGUUUGGUGUGAGUUUGCAUCGCCAGAAGUCAAUGCCAUCGAGUACAUGCGGAUUCUUGCCACAGCCGAAAACCCCCCCUUUGAUGUGACGAGUGCGCAACAGCCCUACCGUGACAUCAUGGAGCGCAUCUGUCCCGAAUACGAAACACUGACACGAAACGAGAAAUACGACAACUAUACCAGCAGCUAUAACGUGUCCUGGGAGUCCCUGACGCCCCGCGAACAAGAGGCAUCCGAGGUCUACAUGCUCGGCAGAGUACUCUGGUGUCUCUUCGAGGGCGUCAGUGCGCCACAAAAAGCAACAAUCUGGGUCUCCUACCGAUGGGAGUCUCACCUACAGUUCCCUGAGUACCAGCGAACGCCGCCACGGCUACGGCAGCUCAUUGACGAGUGCACCAAGGGCCGUCGCGAGACGCUCGACAAUCAAGUACUUCGCGUCGGCAACAAGCUCGUACUACGCGCCGACCUGGAAGCCAAUGUGGACACCAACCCCGACGUGCUUAGCAAAGUGGCGCGGGAGUGGUGGGAGAAAGAAGUCGGUUGGGCGGAGAAGUACCUGGCGGACAGAGAGGCAAAGAAACAGAACGGGACGUGGGAUGAUAACCCAUAUGAUCGACCAUCGAUUCGACAGGUUCUCCAGAGCCUUGACUCCAUUCGAGCAGAGAUCAUGGUGUAG
Messenger RNA from Verticillium dahliae VdLs.17, 1812 nucleotides. RefSeq lists its product as uncharacterized. Gene Ontology annotation, molecular function: ATP binding; protein kinase activity. Lineage: Eukaryota; Fungi; Ascomycota; Sordariomycetes; Glomerellales; Plectosphaerellaceae. The record is from RefSeq and is a predicted model, not a curated record. Bases 1 to 1812 code for a protein of 603 amino acids. The transcript has a single exon. Gene Ontology annotation, biological process: protein phosphorylation.